GUGCAGGGUGGGGGAAGAAGAGGUACAAGCGAAAGACCCGACGCGAGGGGCGACUGUGUCGCUCGCCCUGCCCACCCCUGCGCGCCCCUCUUAACUGGAUCGUCUGCAACAAGCAUCGCGUCCCUGUUGCUCCGCCGCCCCCAUUGUCCCUGCAGCCCGAGGGGGACAUUGUGCUUGCUCGCGAUGAGCCUAGUCCGCGCCUGCAAUGCGUUGAUACGGCAGUGUCGGUGCUGCCGGUGUGUUGGUAGGACAUCCAUUUGAUACUGUUAAGGUGGGUUGAUUUUUCACAGGCUUACUUAUGAUAAACAUUUCGGCUAAAAAUUCCACUAGACCUCAUGGAAAAAAAAUACAGAGAUCGUUCAGACCCUAUAAAUAAAAAUCCUCAUAGGUCAAAUCCUGGUAUAGAGAAAUCUACAGUCCUGUUGAAGCAUCGAAGCAUCCCACACUCAAGUCAAACUAUCGACAGAAAAAGAAUAUUCAGGGUUCCCGAUCACAUAGUCCCCUUACUGAGGUCCUUUAAAAUGUUCUGAGGAUUGGGUCUUCAACCACACUUUUUAUCCAGUAGCAUCUAAUAAAUAUCCCUACAUCUAUUUGCUAGGAAUAUGCAGCUCUUCAGCACUAAAUUUAAAAAAAAAAUUGCACUCCUCAUUAUCCUGCAUUAUUGUUGCUUGGUGCAAUUCUUUUCCUUUUGAAAAAACCCCACAUUAAUUUGUUAAUUAUAUUGCCCAGAUGACUGUUUGCUGCAUGAUGAAACAGUCUUGCUGAUUAACGUGCUUCUUCCCACCCAAGAAAGGAUGUUGUGAGUUUUCAAAUGACCAUUUUUUUUCUUGUUUGAGACACUGUUGUAUAUUGGUUGAACGUUUAGACUGCCAAUGAUAGAUUAUACUGAUAGUUGUUUGUUUUUUAUGAGAGGUAAAGGGAGAGAGACAGUUGUUAAAAUCGGUGCCCUUGGAAGAGCUUAACACUGUCUUAACACAGGAUUUACUGUAACCUAUGGACUACUGUACGCACAGCUGGAAUGCAUGGAUCUAGGCUGAUUUGGAUUACAAUUGUAUGCACACAUUUAGGAGUAAACUAAUCCAUCUUAUUUAUUUGUCAUUUCUCUGUAUAAACCGCCCUGAGCAAUUUUUGGAAGGGCGGUAUAGAAAUCGAAUGAAUGAAUGAAUAAAUAAAUAAAUAAACCUCAUUGAACCCUAUGGGGCUUGCUUCCGAAUGUAUGUGCAUGCCUAACAGUACAGUUCUGGAAAAUGGCCUAAAUCCAAGAAUUUCAGCUUAACGGAGGGUUAGAGCAAGCUCUUUAAGUAUCUUCCUUGGAGAGCAAGUGAGCUGUCACUAUUCAUAUCUUAAAGAAUCCAGUACUUAGGUACAAAUCUUAUGGGAUAAGAGGGCUGGCUGGUUUGCAGCUGCAUGUUUAUGUCAUUUCAUGCCAUGGAAUGUUCUUUGCUGUGAAACCAUUUCAGUUGAAUUAUUUUCCGUAUUACCCCAGACCAGAAUAAGUAUGUGGGGGAAAUUCCUAAUGCUACAACCUUUGUUUGUAGAAUGAGGCAGGGGCAUCAUUAGGGAGUGGCCCAUGGGGCAUAGGCCCCCAAGAAUUGCUCAGAGCCCUGAAUCUCAUCCACCAGCUCCCUCCUGCAUGACCUCUUCCAGAAAGGAAGUGUUAGCAGUGGCGGCACCUGCACAGAGCAUGGGACGAGGCUCCUAGCCCCUUCUGUACUGCUUCCACAUAGGAAGCUGGCCUAUACCGAGUCAGACCAUUGGUUCAUCUAGCUCAGUAUUGUCUACAUAGACUGGCAGCGGCUUCUCCAAGGUUGCAGACAGGACUCUCUCUCAGCCCCAUCUUGGAGAUGCUGCCAGGGAGGGAAUUUGGAAGCUCAAAUUCUCUUCCAAGAGUGACACUACCCCCUAAGGGGAAUAUCUUACAGUGUUCACAGAUGUAGUCUCCCAUUCAAAUGUAACCAGGGUGGACCCUGCUUAGCAAAGGGGACAAGUCAUGCUUGCUACCACAAAACCAGCUCUCCACCUUCAUAGGUGCUGUAUUAUAAUAUUGGAGGCUUUUAAAAAGUUAUAUAAUUAUUCCGGGGGGGGGGCUAUGAUUGAGUGUAGUUAUCCAAAGGGGACAGUGGGCCUGGGCCCCAGAUAUUUUAAGUACCUAGCAACAUCCCUGGAAUGAGGGCCAGAUUCUGAAAGCUUUGUGUUUACUGUUCAAUGGAAUGAACAGGAUGAAAACAUAGUUUGGUGCCGUGGGUCAAAACGCACUUACCUGGGCAAAAGUCCCACUGAGCAUUCUUUCAAAGCAAACAUUUUCUGAGCGGAGGUGUCAGUUGAUUUCUUCAUGAAAAUAGUAAAGAUAUUCAUCAGUUGUCUUAAACGUUUAGUUUGUUACUAAGCUGUUGCAGCCACAGUGACACAACUAAUGAUAGGUGAGCUUUGGUUUUAAUCGCCAGUUGCGUAUGACAGUAGGCUCAUUCACACAUUUUGUUCAACACUCUUAUGAGUGUACUGUACACAGGUACAGAUCUGUACACAGGUCAUUCACAUGCUGUGUUGAAUGCAAGUACAGAAGUACACUUCCUAUCACACUUUCUAUCUGUACCAUGCAUUUGAAGAGGCUGUAUCCAGGUUCACUUUUAAAAUGAACACAGGUACAGUAAUCAUACAAACACAUGUACGAGAGUACAGACAUCAGUACCCUCAUACAGCAUAAUGUCUGAAUUUGGCUAGUCUUAAACUCAAUCCUUUGCAAGUUGUAUUAGGAAGCAGGUCUCCCUGUCAACAAUGGGACUUACUUUCAGGAAGUGUGCAUAGGAUUGCAACAUUAUAUUAACAUUUUUGUAAGCUAUUAGACUGAUGGGGAAUUACAGCCCUGUAUAAGGCCAGUUUAUGUGUCCUUGUUGUUGUAUUUAAAGUGAUAACUCUUGCAAAUCCUGGAUGGCUGAUGGCAUUGAUCAUUUUAGUUGUUGUUUUAAAUCAAAUGCAAAUUGCAUUUAAAAAAAAUAAAGACAAUUCUUGGAUGCAAGAAUCAAAGGAAAGCUUAAUUUCCUCUUUGAAACAUUUCAGCAGUUGAACAGAUUAAACAACGUCUGGGGGGAUUUACGGGGCUGGUGGGACAUGUAGACAUGAAAGAUGCUGAACUGAAUCUGAACCAGAUCUUCGAGUGGCAACUCCUUUUCCCCAGUUUGUUGAUGUAAUAUGUACAAUUGCUUUGUUGCUUAACUACCUUUACUUUCUGAGCUAGGGGCUGUCUUCAUUAACAGCAAAAGUGUUACUUUGUUGUAGAUGACAGAUAAGCCUCAUCACGGGAGAGUUACCUAGUAAGUAUAGACCAGGUGAACAUUCUGUUUCUCUCGGUCUUCAUUUCUUCAAACAUGUAUGAUUAGUUCAAAUUUUAUAAACAACAAAUACGAGGAAACCUUAUAUAGUGUAUCCCCCUCCUUUGUUUAGUGUUUAAGAUUUCUAGAGCUCUGAAACGGAGGGAGUGGGGUGUGCAAGGUUUAUUUUGAAUUAUGAGCAUUUUAAAAAACCUAAUUUUGUUUUGCAAUUCAUUUCCUAGUGUGCAUAUUUAUCCCCUUUGCGCUUAAAGUUUUUACAUAUGUUGUGGAACAAAUCCUUUUGCAUUGUGCAUUCUGUUUCAGCCACUCCUUAAAUUGGGAGCCUGCUAUGUAGAUAUAUACUGUAUAUAUUUUCCCCAUUGAAACAUUACUAUGUCCACAUUAAUGCAUUUUAGGUAUUGCUGUUUGCUUGGUUUGUGGAUUCUCUCUCAGGUGUAUUUGAAUUCAGAUUUCCAAUACUUGAGGCAACAGGUUUCAUUGCUGCUCAAUUUGGCAGUAUAGAUAGAGGAAAAGAAAGAAACUAAUAUAACUUAAUGAGAAUUUAAAAGGAGAUUACAAUGGGGAGAAUAAUUAGCAAAAUUUAAUGCUACAGAUGCUCUUAAGUUUCCAAGCCACGAUUGUUUCAUGUCUGAGAUACUGCCAUAUAUUGGUUAGAGAGCACUAUUGAUUAAAAAUCUGUAAGUUCCAAAUAGUUCCUCAAAGCAGGAAUAUUAGAAAUCUUGCAGUCUAAUAUUGUUUAACCUGUGGCUACAGUUCUUACACUAAAUGGUUUGUAAAAUUAGAGGUAACACAAAGCUUUUUAAAAGACAUUUGUGGCCUAAAAAGAAAACAAUAACUUUGCACAUAUAACUGCCUGGAAACAAUUUGGACUGACCAAAGGCAACCAGACAACUGGCUAUUUCUAAGUCUGAACUAGCAUUUUCUGAACUUGGACAUUCAUUACUUUAUGAGAAAUUGUUUCUGGUCACCCCUUUACAGUUCAGGAAAAUUAGUUUUGCUAUGGAAACUGCAGAUAGUUCAGCAUACACUGCAAAUGUUUUGACUAAGGGGAAAUGAUCAAAAGAAAAGGGUUUUGCUUCACUUUCCUAAGAUCUUAAUUCAGUCCUCAUGACGACCCCCAAUUCAUACAAAUGUUAGUAUAAAACGGAGCGAUUCCCAAAACAGAGACUGUUCUCUUGAAUUGCCUUCUGUGGCAUUGUGGUAUCAUGACUGCGUGCACAUAACUACAGUAUGUGUACCCAGGCUAUCAUCCAACCUGCUCAUUUGCCAUCUCAAUAAACUUUCACUACAUUUUCUAGGUACGUCUUCAAGUUCAAAAUGUUGAGAAACCCCUAUACCGUGGGACCGUGCAUUGUUUUCAGUCUAUCAUAAAGCAAGAAUCGGCUUCUGGACUUUAUAAAGGUAUCGGGUCACCUAUGAUGGGACUUACCUUCAUUAACGCCCUUGUGUUUGGCGUUCAAGGGAACGCUCUCCGUGCACUUGGGAAGGACACGCCACUAAACCAGUUCCUUGCAGGUUCAGCAGCAGGCGCCAUUCAGUGUGUGAUCUGCUGCCCCAUGGAGCUGGCUAAGACGCGGAUGCAGCUGCAAGGUACGGGGCAGUACAAGCUGAAGUCCAAGAACUACAAAAACUCCCUGGACUGCUUGGUCAAGGUCUACCGAAAGGAAGGCCUGAAGGGCAUCAACAGGGGCAUGGUGUCCACGUUCCUGAGGGAGACCCCUAGCUUUGGAUUCUACUUCCUGACCUAUGACUGCCUCACCAGGUACCUCGGGUGCGAAGCAGAGGACAGUUACAUUAUCCCCAAGCUGCUGUUGGCAGGUGGGAUGUCUGGGAUUGUUUCCUGGCUCUCUACCUACCCUGUGGACGUGAUCAAGUCCCGCCUUCAGGCUGACGGAGUGGGCGGUGCCAGGCGGUACAAGGGCAUUCUGGACUGUGUGCGGAAAAGCUACCAUGACGAAGGCUGGCAGGUGUUCACACGAGGUCUCACGUCUACGCUGCUCCGGGCAUUCCCUGUUAACGCGGCUACCUUUGCCACUGUUACGGUGUUCCUUAUGUAUAUGAGAUCAGAAGACAAGCAGAUCAGAGGAGACCUCAGUGGAUGUGAGGCUGGUGCAGCCAUCCAGCAACCCUCCAGCUUUUAGGUUCUUAAAGGGAGAUCGAAUGUACCUGUCACACCUUGGAGAUGCAAUUUGUCUUUUUUUUAUUUUUUUUAAAAAUAUGGAUGUAGAAACUGUGUAUAAAGCAUCUUUUUAAUGUUACUUAGGAUUCCACCCCCUCCUUUAUAUAAGCAGCGUCUUGCCUUAUUAGAGUAUAUCUUGUAGAACUCCAGGCAAUCAACAGACUUGCCUUUUUUAGAAACCUACUUUUUUAAAAAAAGACACACACACUCACACUCAUUUGCAAAUAUAUACCAAUGUCUAGUGCAUUGUGGCCCAGCUGCUGCCACCUUAUAAACCCCCAGUCCAGGUGCGGUCUAAUGUUGUAGGACUAUAACUUCCAUCAUCCCCCAACUGCAAUUUAUUGCUGCUGGGGAUGAUGGAAGUUGUAGUCCAACAACCACUGAUGAGCCUCAGGUUGGCCACGCCUUACCUAGUCUAGGUACCUGUUCCCCACAUUGGAGCUCUGCUCAGGGGAAAAUCUGAGUAUACCAGAAUAUAUUGGGUGUUCUCUAUUGGACCUGUUUGCCCCAUUAAAUGUGGGAAAAUCCACACUUUGUUUUUUAACCUGCAUUUCCCCUCAGUUUGAACAGGGACAACUCUUGCUAAGACGUUCUGUAAACAAUGUAAGCUAAACAUUUGCCAUUUUACUAGAAGUGGUGAUGAUGCAUUAGUCAUUAGCCAUGCCCUUUCUCCUCUUACUCUGAAUACUGUAUAUUGCAAUGAAGCUUCCUCUCUUUAUGCUGAUCAGUUCAGAAGUUUCUCAGCCAUACGUAUAUUUUCCUGCUAUUGCCUUUUUGAUAUUUUCAGUUUUGCUGUGCUUGGUAUCAUAGCAUCUGCAUCCUACCUGUGUGUAUUCAUUCAAAUGCAACCUUAGAUUGCAGUACCAAGUACACUUACCUAGCAUAAGCUCUACUGAGUGUAGUGGUGCUUGCUUCUGAGUAGGCAUGCAUAGGAUUGCACUUAGGCAAAGAAAGAUGGAUGCCAUUUGCUUUUUGCCUUUAUAAUUUUAUUUUAAUGCCAUUGCAUGGAAUUGCAUUUUAAAAUCACAUAAGAAUACAGGGAAGUUCUCCUUUUCCUCUCUGGACAAAUUUUCAUCACUACUUGCUACCUUUUGCAAGUUGAAAGCUAAAAGUGAUACUUUCCAUCCAGAAGUGUAUAAUUAUAGCUCAAAAUGAGAACAUCUUGAAAGGAAUAGUGGAGGAGUGUGUGGUGGUGGGAUGGGGUGCAGUGUUUCUCUAAGACUCAGUGUACCAGCUGAGAAAUGAAUUAUACCAGGCUAUAAUGAGACAACAAGGGAUGUAAAUGUACUUGGAUUAGUUCAACUGCAUUGUCGUUGGGAGAGUGUAGUAGUACACUGAACAUAGAAAACUGCCUCACAAUCUGAUGAUUCUGUACAUUGACAGGUAGUGGCUUGCUAGGAUUUCAGAUAGGGUUCUUCCCUGGCCUACCUGGAGAUGUCAGGGAUUGAACCUAGUACCUUCUGAAUGCAAAGCUCUGAGCUGCAGCCCCUUCUCCUAAGGGUUCUGCAGCCUGUAUUUGGUUACCGUACUGUUUGGGAAUGUAGUUGACCAAGAAAGUUUCUGGGAAACUUUCAGUCUAUUUUUAAGCAACCUCUUGUUAAGCAGAAAUGCUGCUGCAUAUGCUGAUCUGGCCCCUGCUGACCUCAAGAAUGUAUUUCAAUCAACAUAUAUUAACUAGAUUGUCUGUUGGGCUUUAGUAUUGGGGUGAAUAGACUACAGUUGGCCAAGUAAUAAUUUGCCAGGGUGUACAUAUAACUGCCUGGAAAGACAGACAUCUGUAUCUUUCUGCCAAGUAGAGAGAAGACUCAGUUGCUGGAAUUUCUGACCAGGCAUGGAAGUAUGGUAAGAUUUUCACCCCUUGGUAGGAAAGCACAGUUAGUCUGCUUCCCUAGCAAUUCUAUGUACACACUGGUAAGUCAGUCAUCAUCUGUAUUAACUGAGACAGUCAUCAUAUUAAAUAAAAAGAAGAUAAUUGGGUUUCAGUAAAUCUGCAUACAAAAAGCAAUACCAUAUUUACCUGAAUCCAAGACUAGCCCCCCCCCCCCCCCCCGCCAAGUUAUUUAAUAUUAGAAGUGGAGGGUGGGGUCACCUUACAUUCAGAGCUCUCUUCUUUUAGGGUAAAUACAGGUAUAACCUGACCUGUAUUUUUAAGGGGAUCAUCUUAAAUACAGAGUCAUCCUUCUAUUCAGGUAAAUACAGUCGUUCUGGGAGGGGGGAGCACUUUGUGCUUAAAUGCUGCACACUGCAUACAUGAAUGACAGUGGGCAUCACAUGAGAAGAGGCAUUCCUCCCUCCCUUGCUCUCACACAAAUGUCUCUUCUAAAAUGGCACUUGUCACCUGCAAUUUUAGCUUCUUGUAUCAAAAUAAUAAUCCGUUGCUUGAUUAAGCAGGAACACCUUCGGCAUUGAUUAAAAUGUUAAUUCUUUUGAAUGUUGCAGCUUUAGUAGUAACCCAUAUGUUGCCUUGGUGAAAGAAUUUCCUCUAUGUAUUUCAGGCUCAGGAGCCAUUUUUUUGCAUGCCCUGCAAUGUGGGACCCACUUCUACUUUUUACCAUGUACGCCUUCAAACACUUCUCCCCACCCCCCCUGUUUCUGCUGCUCUAUGCUUAAGACAAUGUAAGCCAAAGAGAAAAUGGUGGUGUGGUCCGCUGGUGAAAUCCACUGUUGCCAAAUAUGCAAUGUGGGUUUCCGUCCAGUUGAAAAUCAGAUACAGUACAGUUAUGGAGAAGGAAGUCUAAUGGAAAAAUCAGCCAAGUGAGGGAUAUCGGUUAAAGUAACAAAGUAUGGCUCAUGUACAGCUCAUGUAUGGUUGGUGGCAAGGAAGGGGGCAGAGUAUGUUAGUUUUGUGCAACAGGGCCCGUUAGUAGUUCUUUGAUGAAAAACCUAUCAAGCUAACAGCAUUUUUUCCCCCAUUGAAACAAACGUCAUGCUGGAGAAACCUGUAAAACUGGUCCGUCGCUUCUAUACCUUGGAGGUACAUUGGUUGUUUUGGCAUCUACUUGCAGGGACAUUCAAAUUGAAUGUGAAACUUACUUAAGCUCUUUAUGCACAACAAUUCAGAGCAAUGACAACUCCCUUUUGUACAGUGAUCUGUAACUAUUGUACAUAAACAUGGAACAAAUAAAAUUUUCUUUUUAUAAAAUC
Molecule: messenger RNA, 8652 nt
Organism: Hemicordylus capensis (graceful crag lizard)
Lineage: Eukaryota; Metazoa; Chordata; Lepidosauria; Squamata; Cordylidae
Gene: SLC25A29
Product: solute carrier family 25 member 29
Exons: 3
Coding region: 4745-5470 (241 amino acids)
Biological process (GO): mitochondrial L-ornithine transmembrane transport
Cellular component (GO): mitochondrion
Molecular function (GO): high-affinity L-arginine transmembrane transporter activity
Source: RefSeq, a predicted model, not a curated record